AUGAGUCAAUUUGUAAAUUCAUGUUACAACUAUGAUGAAAUGUUAAAUGACUUGAUAAAUACUAAAAUGAUAAAGACCAUAAAUGAAGAAAAGGCCUUAAGAUCUGUUGAUUAUGGGUAUUAUUUUGACACCGAAGGAAGCCACAGGGAACCAGAUUGGCAGUUUGAAGCUAGGAGGCACAUGGUUUAUACUACUGCCGCUCUAAAUGCUUUAAUGUUAAAUUCUGGACAGAAAUUUUUAAAUAUCGGCUCUGGAGUUGGCUAUUUUAGUACAGUGGCUGGUAUAUUAUUGGGUAAUUUUAAAACUUAAUAAUUAUGUAUUUAUGUAAAAUCUUCAAUUUUUUUUUCUUUUUAACAGAAAAAUUAAUAUUAAAAUUCAAUAUUAUUAGGUUUUUCAUAUUAAGUGAUAUCAUAGUUUGAUUUUAUCUAUUUAGGUAAUAAUAGUGUUAAUCAUGGAAUUGAAAUUAAUGAAAGAUUCGUAGAUUUGGCACGGGAAAAGUUAGCAGAAUUUAAUUUGAAUUCUGCUGCAAUAGAUCAUCAUGACUUUUGUGAACCAAUUUUUAUCCAGGGUAUAUUGAAUACAUGUAUAUAAAUAAUAUUUUAAAAGAAUUAUUUUUGUAUAAUUAUUGAUGUAGGAAAUGCUUGUGAAUUAUUAUCAACGGGUUACUAUGAUAGAGUUUAUUGUGAAGCUGUUGUACCUUAUGAAAAAUUGAUAUUUAUGAAAUCACUUAUUAAGGUUUUUAUUUUUUAUUAAGUACAUUAAAAAAAAAAAAAACAUACAGAAUUAUUUUGUCUAUUUUUUAGAUUAAUGGAAUAUUAGUUAUGCCAUUUGAUGGGUUUCUGUGGAAAGUAAUUAGAAAAGAUGAGAUUCGGUACAAAGCUGAAAUAAAAAGUCAAUUAAUUGAAAAUGCAUUCUCAAAUCUCAUACUACCUGAUUUCCGUAGUUUAAAAAUCGUGACUUUUCGUAUGUUGAAUAUUGAACUGUUUUAACAUUUGAUUUAAUUUUAAAUUUCUUUUAUUUUGCAGCUCCUGUUAAACAGUUAAAUUUGCAAGAAUUGUGUAGAAAUAAUAUUCGUUCAUCUAUGCGCCAAUACCUGUUAAAAGAAACCGACCAUUUGAAAAUGCACACUAUGUGCCACAAUUUAAUAAAUACUGAUCCAGACAAAGAACGAUUUCUUUGGAACAUAGUAAAGUUUAUAAGUUCUUUUAAACCAAGGGUCAUUGAAUUAGAUCAUCUAUCAUUAUUACAUAAAAUAAAAAAAAUAAAUAAUGACUCAAAUACUGGUUUACUGUCCAUUUGCCCAGGCAUUUCUGAUGGUUUGUUGAAAACUACUGGUAUGAUUAGAUUUUUGGUGUUGAAUAAUAAUAUUAAUACUAGCUGGGUAUCUAAUAUAUUUUCAUUGUUUGAUAAUUUAGAUAAAAGUGGAAAUAGCAGUAAAGCUGAGAGUGAAAAUGAUAGUGAGGCUAUCAGUCACUUAACAAUGUAUCAUUUCAUAAAAGAUUACAGAGUCAAUAAGUUAAGUAGAUGUUUAAAAGAAGAAAUAUACUCGUUAUCAAUACCAACUCAGGUCAAACAUUUCCUCAACUACGACAGGAUUGAUUAA
Messenger RNA from Cinara cedri, 1603 nucleotides. The record is from the annotation of a GenBank genome assembly. Lineage: Eukaryota; Metazoa; Arthropoda; Insecta; Hemiptera; Aphididae.